This is a messenger RNA of Phalacrocorax carbo (great cormorant), 2262 nucleotides long. The record is from RefSeq and is a predicted model, not a curated record. NCBI's taxonomy places the organism in Eukaryota, Metazoa, Chordata, Aves, Suliformes, Phalacrocoracidae.
CCCCGCCGCGCGCCCUGCCCUGCCCGCAGCCGCCGCGCCGAUGCCACGUGGGAGGCGGCGGAGCCGCCGUCGGCGCCGGGCCGGAACGGCGGCCCCCCUGACGCUGGGGACGGCUCUCGCCGGGCGCCGGGAGGAGGGGAGGUCGCGGAGCCCCCGGGACCGCGGCGGGAUCGCCGAGACCCGAUGGGUGCUCGGCGCCGUGGCGCCCGGCUCGCGGCUUGGCCUCCCGGGCCUAGAGGCGCUGGCGGCGGCGGCCGGGCCUAGGGGCGGCUCCCCGCCCUGGGCGGCGCCCUCGCUGCUCCAGGUGCCGGCGGCGGCACAGCCGGCCCCGCGGCGGGAGGGCAGCGACCUGCCGGCCGGCGCGCCGGCCGCCCUGGCCGUGCUGCGCCUCCAGCCCGGCGCCGAGGGCUCGGCGCGGGCGGCGGCGGCGGCGGGGGCCGCGCCGCGCCUGCGGACCGUCUACGUGAACCCGCGCUGGCUGGAGCGGCAGGCCGCGCUGGGGGCGGCGGCGGCGGCGGCCAGCCCCUGCGCCGAGGCGGCGGCGGCGGCGAGCGGCGCGGCCGGGGCCCCGGCGGCGGCAGCGGCCGCGGCGGCGGGGCAGGGCGAGGCGGCGGCGGCGGCGGAGGCGGCGGCCACCCCCUACGUGGGGCUGCGGCGGCCGCUGGGCUACCAGCUGGCCAAGGCCACCAAGGAGCGGAUCUGGCGGGGGGAGUUCAUUGACCUCUUUUCCUUGCUCCACACAGAGCUGGCCCCCGAGCACGGCCCGCGCCCGGGGGACACGCUGGACCAGUGGGUCUCGGCCUUCCUGGUGUACGCCAGCGUGCUGUGCGAGAAGCACCCGGCGCGCUGCGGAGCCAUGUUCAAGUACCUGGACACCAUCCGCAAGCUGCACGCCACCUACGGGGGCACCUCGUGGAUGAGCUACGACGAGGACUUUCGGCGGCGGGUGGCCAAGGACCCCACCCUGCCCUGGGGCGACGUCGACCUCGACCUCUGGAUGAAGUGGAUGGCGCCCCUCAAGUCGCUCGUCAGCAGGCAGCCGCGGGCUGAGGGCGAGGCGCAGGCUUCGCCGGCCCCGCCGCCGCAGCCGCCACCGCCGCCGCCAUCCCAGAGCCCCGAGCGGGAGGAGAAAAGCCAGACUCCAUGAAAACAGAAGGCCAGUUGGAAUGGCAGUCAGACUAAGUGGGUGUUGAGACGACGAUAUGUAUGGGACCUUGACAUGUCUGAAAAUGAAAAAGCCACUCUCCUGAGAAACACUAUUUUAAUGGCCUCGAAACUGGGACUCUGAUCCAGUUAAUGCUGAGAUAUGCGCAUUCAACACAGCAGAAUGUAGAGUGCUUUUACAGAUGGAAUUACAAGUUACAGAAACACCUUUUACUUUCUGAGAAGGGGCUUAAGCUCAAUAAUGAGAUCACUCAUGCCAUUUUUCCUUUAUCCUGUUUUUUUAAGAAAUCAGAACUCAGUCACCCACUGGCCCAUGUUGCGUCUCCUCACCACUGUUGCUACACGUGAACCACUGCAGAUGUCUCCUCCUGAGGAAAUGCUGUAAUAGCGGCAGGAUUUGGGGGGAGGCAUGGGAAGGAGGGCAUGUGGAGCAAGGAAGGAUGAGCAGAUGUGGCUCUCCUCAGUCUCACCGAUGAAUUGCACAAGUGUAGGUCUUAACCUACUGACUCAGAGCAGCAAAGCAGCAACAGUUUUGUUUUUCUUGUCCUAUUUGGGAGCUGCAUACCCAGCUGGAGUCUGAAACGCUUCCUAACGCUCUUCGCUGAGUCCUGCCAAGAAUUUGUUGGGUUUUUUUGUUACUCUCUCCAGUCUUCACACAGUCUGGUGCCCUUCCUGGCACUCUGUCACCUCCCAGUUUCCUGGUUGCUACUGGUGCUGGGUCAGACCACCCUGUCUUCUGUGUCUGCAGUAGGCAAUUGCCAGCGCUCUGCCUUGCUCUCCAGUGGCAGUGGCUGCUUUAAAAUCGGUGGCUGCUUUCAUAGAGAAACUUGCCUUUCAAAUCAUUAGCAGUGGUGUCUUAAAACAUGUGGGAGUUGCCACUGCAACCCUUUUUUUUUUUUUUUCCUUCUUCCUUCCACCCCAGUUCAUAAGCUUGGCCUUCCUCACUGUCUUUGAGCCACCCAGUAAUUUCACUGUGGUACUUUUGUGUUCUUGCUUUGGGGUUUAUUCUUGCAUGUGUGCUUUUCCCCUCAUUGCUGUGCUGUAAGCUUCUGAAAUUUCCUUGUUCGUUAGUUUCUCAUUAAAAGUGUUGGACUUCAA